Messenger RNA from Penicillium psychrosexuale, 1377 nucleotides. RefSeq names its product putative UDP-galactose transporter. The coding region runs from base 1 to 1377 and encodes 458 amino acids. The transcript is spliced from 4 exons. NCBI's taxonomy places the organism in Eukaryota, Fungi, Ascomycota, Eurotiomycetes, Eurotiales, Aspergillaceae. Gene Ontology annotation, cellular component: Golgi membrane. Gene Ontology annotation, biological process: pyrimidine nucleotide-sugar transmembrane transport. The record is from RefSeq and is a predicted model, not a curated record. Gene Ontology annotation, molecular function: UDP-galactose transmembrane transporter activity.
AUGGGAGAUCGCGCUCAACGCCGGCCGUCUGGGCUGCGAGCUGCGGCCAAUGUUGCGCCAUGGGUUCUGUUGACUGCAGAGUCCACUGCAUUUGUGUUGCUAGCUCAUUAUUCUCGAGUCAUGCCACCCGCCGGUGGUAAACGCUACCUGACCUCUACAGCAGUCUUCUUAGUCGAAGUGGUCAAGCUGGCCAUCUCCCUCACAAUGGCACUCUACGACGUCUCCAAAACCGCACCACCCUCAAUGCCCGCCACCUCCCUCUUUUUCUCCCUCACAAGCGCCGUGUUCUCAGGCGACAGCUGGAAACUCGCUAUCCCUGCCGGGCUCGACGUCUUGUCCAACUCCCUGCUGUACAUUGCGCUCUCGAACCUACGAGCUGCGUCGUUCCAAGUUACAUUCCAGCUGAAGUUCCUUACCACUGCGGUCUUUGGUUUGAUGCUUCUGAGACGGAGCAUCCCUCCCCGCAAGUGGGGCCUGCUUUUGCUUCUCAUUGUGGGCGUGGCGUUGGUGCAGAUCCCCGAUGCUAGCCCGGAGCAGAUGUUGCAGGAUGAUCAUACUAGCCAUUAUUUCCCUCGAUCCCUGGAGGAAUGGAAGGCUGUCAAGCAAGGUGCUGGUUCUGGCAGCAGUUUGCAAAAGCGGUCUGCAACAUACGAGGGCAUCGAAGAGGACAUCCUGACGGCUGACCCACACUUGAACCCCACAAUUGGUCUCCUUGCGACCAUCGGAGCAUCUUUAGCUUCUGGGCUUGCGGGGAUUUAUUUCGAGAAAGUCCUAAAGGACAGCUCGAACCAUAUCUCGUUGUGGGUCCGCAAUGUGCAAUUAGCCGUCUACUCCGUUUUCCCGGCUCUCUUCAUUGGGAUUGUCUUCCGGGAUGGCGAAAAGAUCGCUGAAGAUGGUUUCUUCCAGGGCUACAAUUGGGCGGUGUGGUCUACCAUCAUCCUCCAGGCCUUGGGUGGUAUCGUUUCUGCAUUCUACGUCAGCCACGCGCAGAAAGAUGCAAGGAGUUUCGCCACAACUGCCAACAUAAUUUUGAGCAUUGUGGGAAGCAUCUGGCUAUUUGAAUUUGAGGUCAAUGCAAGUUUCCUCCUGGGCUCGGCUGCAGUCCUGGUAGCAACUCACUACUAUGGGAAUCCCACCUUCAGCCCUGUCAUGGGUGCCUUGCGUCCGCCUCCAAUCCGCAUCGACGCCUACGAAAAGGACCCCGCAGGUGACGAGGGCUCCCCCGUGGUGCCUUCCAAUGACUUCUCUAUCAAACUUCCAACCUCACCUUUCCUCUCUGACGGCAUGUCGUCGUCCCGUCCCACCUCACCAGCACCAGGCCAUACCAGAGUAAGCUCUAGCCGGAAUACAAGCGCGAACUAUUUCGAUGAGAAAUGA